Messenger RNA from Pangasianodon hypophthalmus (striped catfish), 4099 nucleotides. It is a transcript of the gene egr3, whose product is annotated as early growth response 3. Gene Ontology annotation, molecular function: RNA polymerase II cis-regulatory region sequence-specific DNA binding; DNA-binding transcription factor activity, RNA polymerase II-specific. Gene Ontology annotation, biological process: regulation of transcription by RNA polymerase II. The coding region runs from base 737 to 2029 and encodes 430 amino acids. The record is from RefSeq and is a predicted model, not a curated record. The transcript is spliced from 2 exons. NCBI's taxonomy places the organism in Eukaryota, Metazoa, Chordata, Actinopteri, Siluriformes, Pangasiidae.
CAAAACGGUCAUAUGAUAAUGUUUCCCUCUAACACGCAUGCAUUCGUUCAUCCGUGCAAUCAAACUAAAUAAAGUGUUUACAAAAACCCCCGAAGAAGUUAAAAGAAACCUGCGCCUGCCUUCGCAUAUUCCUUUCACCCUGGCUUCGUCCCAAACUGCACACUGCGUCCUAAACAGUGCCCUAGGUCAGAAUAGGACGCCGCCGGAGCGCGCGGUUGAAGUUGCGGUUCUAUGUAGCGGUUUGGGACGCGGCCCCAGGGCUCCGAACGUUCCACUACGAGGUGCUUCCAUUGUGACGUCGCGCUGUAGCGGCUACAAGUUCCUUUGUGUCUCCAUAUAUGGUCAUCUACGUCACGGAGUUGUUCCGUCCCCCUAGUUUUAACGAGAAAAAGCGUUGGAGUUCCCUCGGCCGAGCGACACAGCGAGCAGCCAGUGCACUUGUGCAAUCACUACCAACAUCAUCGCUCCAUUUGAUUCAGAGACUUAAAAAACCAACCAAGCAAUGCAGAAAUAGCGUACAAAUUAAAAGAAAAAAAAAACAAGGAAAAGAAAAAGAAGGUUGAGUUGAGGCAUCUUCAUUGCGACCGGGAACUUGGAUACAAUCAUACUUAAAGGAUUGAUUUGUUUUUUGGUCGUAUUUUGUUUUCGACUUUAGAUAAGCGCGGAAGACUGGAGACCGCGGGCGAGUUAAAGCCCGCGCGCUGUCGCCGACACGAGCCACUUGAUUUAACUUGCUAUGACAGGUAAAUUAGCGGAGAAGCUCCCCCUUACCAUGAGCAGUUUAAUCAACGCCAUACCUGACAGCCUUUAUCCUGAAGAGGACAUUCCCACUUCAUCUAUGAACAUCUUCACCAGCACGGACUCCGUCUCGCACUACUCGCAAAUGAACACAGAUAAUAUCAUGGACUUAGGAAUGGGAGGUGAGAAGAGCAGCAGUGAGAUCCCAUAUGCUUCCAGUAGUUUUCAGUCCAGUCGAAGUGGGCAAACAGUUACAUAUUUGGGAAAGUUUGCCUUCGACACCCCUCCUUCAGGCAGCAUUGGCAGUUCAGGCUGGUGCCCGGACAACAACAUCAUCAGCCUGGUGAGUGCCGGCAUCCUCGGUGUGUCCCCGUCACCGGGUAGCAUCACCACGCAGACGUCAUCAUCGGGCGGCAUGAGCGUCCAAUCGUCAGACAUUGACCAAGUGUACGCCCCGCCUCUUCCCGCCUACUCCGCCUGCGGUGACAUGUACCAGGACCAGGUGGCGUUCCACCACAGCCCUGCAGCAUCAUCAUCGCUGCCCUACGCACCCUCCGAGUACCACAACACCACCAAAGCUGUGGAUGCCAGCCUCUUCUCCAUGAUCCCCGACUACAACCUGUUCCAGCACCAAGGUGGCGCGGGUGAAGCUGGGGCCAUGGAACACAAGCCUUUCCAAAGCGUGGAGCCCCUUCGUGUAAACCCACCACCCAUCACGCCGCUAGAGACCAUCCGGGCAUUUAAGGACAAGCAGCAGCUGCAGCCGGGCUUCCUGGGCUCACAGCAGCACCAUGUUUCCCAGCACCACCACCACCACCAGCCCCAAACUCUCGCCCUUAAACCCGUGCGCCCUCGAAAGUACCCGAACCGGCCGAGCAAGACGCCGGUGCACGAGCGUCCCCACGCGUGCCCAGCCGAGCACUGCGACCGGCGCUUCUCACGAUCCGAUGAGCUUACGCGCCACCUGCGCAUCCACACAGGCCACAAACCCUUCCAGUGCCGCAUCUGCAUGCGCUCAUUCAGCCGCAGCGACCACCUGACCACGCACAUCCGCACACACACCGGCGAGAAGCCUUUCUCCUGCGACUUCUGUGGACGCAAGUUUGCUCGCAGCGAUGAGCGCAAGCGCCACGCCAAGGUGCACCUCAAGCACAAGGACAAGAAACCUGCAGAGAAGGCAGGCAGCUCAAGUGCCACAGCAACGACAGCUACUCGCUCAUCUCCACCUGGCUCCUGUGGGAGCAGCGGAGCCAGCGGGGCCAACGUCCUGACUGUUACCACGUGCGCAUAGGACUGAGAGUGCCACUAGUGUUUGAUAAGAAUGAGGGAGGAAGAAACUGAGCUCUUUCCUUUCUUCUGAAAGGCCUAGCCAUUGACUCUCACAAACUCUCCCUCUCUUCAUGCAUUAGUUCUUUGGUUACAAUGUUUUUAUAAGGUGGUAUAGUCACAUUCCCGUUGACCCUUAGCAGGGGGUUGAGGGGACACACUAGUGUUUAAUGGCAGGGAGAAUAGCAGAGUGGGGUAGCAGCCGGUGGACAGUCAGGUCAUCCCAGGAAAAAAAAAAAACAGGGCACUUAUUUUUUUUUUUCGGGAAAAGCAUUACAGGCUCAGGGAGUCCUAACUUCCGGCUCCAUGGACCUACACACUCCAGUGAUAUUUCAGUCUGGGUCAGAAUAGUACAUUUUUUAAAUUAGUAUAGAAUACAAGCUAACCAACACUUGGCGUCAAUUAUUUUUUUACAUCGUAUUUCAGUUUGUCGAUGGCUCAUCAAAUAUGAAAAAGUGCAAUUUAAUUUACUCAACUUCAUUAAUACCUUGUUUGCGCUGCACUUUGGUUCCUGUUGUUUUUUUUUCUUCUUUUUUUAAAAUACUGCUUGUUAAUUAUUUAAUUGAUGAUAUUUUUUUAAAAGAAUGUGCCAAAUCUGUUUUUUGAAAUACUACAGCCAACUUUUUUUGUGUUGUCAUUCUCGUGAGUGUAGCAGGAAUUAUUAUAGUGAAGCUACUGGAUGAUCAAGUUUAAGGGAAAGCCUUGAAUAUUACAGCACUGAAAGGCUCAACGAGUUUCAGUAUCAAGUGGGUGUUUCUUGUGUAAUUAGACUGCAUUAUCUUAAUAUCUCAAAAUCCCAUCAGUACAAUUAAGGGGAUCUGGACGCCUUUUUGGUAAACAGUAACAGAUUGCCUGUACAAUACCACAAAAAAAAAGCAAGUGUGUGUCUUGGCGUCUGAGCUCACUAAGUGCAGUUUACUUAUUAGCAUGAAAUUAAGAUAAGAUCUGUGGCGUUUACUUGGAGUACGUAAACUGGGAAGGCAAAAAAAAGCUACAUGUACUCUAUUUAAUGCAGAGAUUUGUAACUGUCCUGCCAUUUCAUUGUUUUUAUUUUUAUUACUAUAUUAGUGAUUGAUAUAUUUUUUUCCAGUCUGUAUGCCUGCAUGCGUCAUGUGUUGGUAGUGUGUCUGGAUUAGCACUGAAACGAAGGACUUUUCUGGGAGCAAUAUGCGUGCAUCUCAACCCCUCGUAACAGGGAGUUGAAAGAAACGAUGUGAAAUGUGAAAUCUUUCACGUUUGUCAUUACGAUAUUUAUGUUUGUGUCAUUGUCGUUGCUGUUGUGUUGUUGCUGAUGACUCACUGAGUUCCCAUUGGUUUAUCUUGCUACGUUUCAUGCAUCCUGUUUGUUCAGCACACAUUUGAGCACACACACAGCCAAAAUGAUGGAAAUAACAGCCUUAGAGCAUUAACGCACGGCUAAUCUGGGAUGCCGGCUUUCUGACUGAACUCAGCCAUAUGCAUGCCAUGAGAGAUGUUUUUGGAUGAAAACAGUUUGGACAUUUUUUUGUUUGUUUGUUUGUUUUGUUUUGUUUUGUUGUUUUUUUUCCCCAUACAGUGCUGAGGGGCAGCAGCAGUAACGUGGUGUCUCCACGUGUUUUUUUUUCCUCCUACAUGGAACACACUGAGAGAUUCUGACUAUCCGAGAGGGAUCGUCUUUUGUACAGCCGCCUAUAUAUAAACACAUGACUACGUGUUUUCUACUAAGAAUGUACAGUUUAAAGGAAAGCAGUGUGCUUCAGUAUUACAGUGUGUGUCCGUGCGAACACACACGCCUCCACACUCCUAGAUCUGACUGGAUGCAAAGGGUGUGUUAACGUACAUUUCUGAAGACUGUGUACAUAAUGUAGAAUGUGUAUUUGUUUUUUUUUAACUGUGAGUGCGUUAAAAAAGGAGAAGCGUUGUCCAACAGUGUCAAACCUGAUGCAUCCUAUGUCCUGAAAUAUUGUUUUUGUGCAUAAUAUACAAAGAUGGAGACACACUGAAUGAUGUGUUUAUUAAAGAAAUAAACCAUAAGGUUAUUUGGAACAAAAAAUAA